This is a messenger RNA of Habropoda laboriosa, 2904 nucleotides long. RefSeq names its product PR domain zinc finger protein 1 (gene Blimp-1). Bases 1 to 2904 code for a protein of 967 amino acids. Gene Ontology annotation, cellular component: nucleus; cytoplasm. Gene Ontology annotation, molecular function: RNA polymerase II cis-regulatory region sequence-specific DNA binding; DNA-binding transcription repressor activity, RNA polymerase II-specific; histone deacetylase binding. Gene Ontology annotation, biological process: cell fate commitment; regulation of transcription by RNA polymerase II. The record is from RefSeq and is a predicted model, not a curated record. NCBI's taxonomy places the organism in Eukaryota, Metazoa, Arthropoda, Insecta, Hymenoptera, Apidae. The transcript has 7 exons.
AUGGAGGCCAGCGAGUGGGAUCACGCGACCUUGAGGGAAGAGGAAUUCGAGCAGCAUGCCGUAUAUUUGGUACCGGAUGUGGCGGCAUCGCCGGCCGAUACCAAUCGUGCGGAGGCAUCCCUGCCAAGAAAUUUGGUCCUCAAACCUUCUCAGGCCCUCAACGAUGUUUUGGGAGUUUGGAGCACAAGUUACAUUCCCAAGGGGACUCGAUUCGGUCCUCUCGUGGGCCAAGUGUACACCAAGGACUCGGUGCCGGCCGACGCGAACCGGAAGUACUUCUGGAGGGUGUACAAGAACAACGAGCUGUUCUACUACAUCGACGGUUACGACGUCCAGAAAUCAAAUUGGAUGCGUUACGUAAACCCGGCUUAUUCGUCCGAAUCGCAGAACCUAAUAGCAUGCCAGUAUAAGAUGAACAUUUAUUUUUACACAAUCAAGCCGAUACUACCGAACCAAGAGCUUCUGGUGUGGUAUUGCAGAGAGUUCGCUGAAAGGCUCAAUUACCCUCUGACGGGUGAACUAAUGCUUCAAAGAAUACGACAACAAGUACAACAGUCUGCGUUACCAACCGAAAUCCCACCCGCGGUGGACGUGGUGUCGCCGUUGAAAGACUCGUCGAUCUACGAGAGACGUUCUCAAAUGACUCCAACGGACGGUUCCGUUAGAUCAGACGAGGGCUACCAUUCGAACGGUUAUCACGACGAGAUCCUCACGCCCCCGGAAGAAAGCAGCGAGUCAGACUCGGAGAACAACUACGUGCUGGAUUUCAGCAAAAACGCGAAGACGUCGGUGUGCAGCAACGAGGUGCUCAAGCAGGACAAUGCAGCGGCGAAGAACGAGUACAGGAAGGUUAAGAUCAAGAUCACAAAGACCUACGGGAACUUUCAGACGUCGAAGAGCCUGGACGCGAACGGAAAGGACAAAGAUCAAGAACUACCCAGCAGAGCGGUGACCCCAGAAUUGCAGAAGCCUGUGUCCCCCAUAAUUGUUCUACAGAAGAACGCCGUUCUAUCCACCGUGAACGAAGACGAGAUUCCGGAGAAGAAUCCGAAGCCUUUCUACGAGUCCGAGGUCAAGGGUAAUCUGCCUGUUUCCGGCAGACCAGCCUAUCUAACCAGCCCGAGCAGUUCCAUCCUUGAAAACAUCCUCCUACGUAGCAGCACCGAUAACAACAACAACAGUCACAACCAUCAUCACAAUGGAGCCCAACAGCAGCAUCAUCAACAGCAUCAAAUGCAUCAUCAGACUCACGUGGACUCUGUUACUCCACCGCCAUCCAGUCCAACGGAGAUGGCGUACUCCUACAAAAAAUCUCACCGCUACGGGAACAUUCUACCGUGCAGUCCUGACUCCAGCUCGAAUCUACCUAUGCAAGCGGAUACCUGUGUUAAUUCUACCAGUGGUAACAGCACGCUACCGAUGCAAAGUCCAACGAGUAACUUGCAUUCGAGUACGGGGAGUCUACACUCGAGUACGGGCAAUCUGCAUUCCAGUACCGGCCCGAGCAACGUCCUGCAAUCUCACCCAGGGACCAUUCAUUCGUCCAGCAACACGAACAGUCACCACUCGAACGUGAACGUUCUAUCGUCUAGCACGAUACUGACGUCCACCAGUAAUCUUCAUUCGUCAACGACGUCUAGUAGCUGUCCACCCAAGAGGAAGACCAAGAGUCCAUCGCCCUCUGCCAAUCCUACAGGUGCAUCCACUCCUACGAUACUGUACUCGAGUUCCGGAGGAUGUCAGAUCGAUUCCAGCCCGGUGUAUCCUAACUCAGCGGCGAGCAGCAACCAGAGUGUCUCGCCUAUUUCACCGAUUCAAUCACCUUCGUCCUAUCCGUACGGUAUCUAUCAUCAGAAUGGCUCGUUGCAUCACAACGUGGCGCCCUUGUCCAUUAACUGCACCGCCUACUCGCCGACUCCUAGCGGAAACGUGGUCUACGAGAGGGCAGAUGGAAGAAGACUGGAGGCUGCAACGAGCAGCCACCAGUUGCCCACCUCGUCGACGAUGCAGAUCGACACUAAUCAGACGUUGAUCGCUGGCACGCACAAUCUUCACCUGGGUCACCAUCCUGGCCUCACCAUUCACGCCAACUCCUCCUCGCUAAACAGAUAUUCACCGGCGAGUUCUUUGUCUCCGGACGAUCACGGCUGCUCGCAGAGUGGCUCGUUGAGUCCAAACUCGCAAGGGUCCAGGGGCUACAGGUCGCUGCCGUACCCGUUGAAGAAGAAAGACGGGAAAAUGCAUUACGAGUGCAACGUCUGCUGCAAGACAUUCGGCCAGCUGUCAAAUCUCAAGGUACACCUGAGGACUCAUUCCGGGGAGAGACCGUUCAAGUGCAACGUGUGCACCAAGAGCUUCACACAGCUGGCCCAUUUGCAGAAGCAUCAUCUCGUGCACACAGGUGAAAAACCACAUCAAUGCGAGAUCUGCAAGAAGAGGUUCAGCUCAACCUCGAACCUAAAGACCCACCUGAGACUGCAUUCCGGCCAAAAGCCCUACGCCUGUGACCUGUGCCCCGCGAAAUUCACCCAGUUCGUUCACCUGAAGCUGCACAAGAGGUUACACACGAACGAAAGGCCGUACACCUGCCAAGGCUGCGACAAGAAGUACAUUAGCGCGAGUGGCCUUAGGACCCACUGGAAAACGACCAGCUGCAGGCCGAAUAAUAUCGAGGACGAGCUUGCCCUUGCCGCGGCAGUGGGUUCGCCGACGUAUUACGAGUAUGGGCCUGACAUGAAUGUCGGAAACAUGCCGAAGGAAUGCGAACUGGAGCACAUCGAUAAUUACGAGAGGCAUGGAUCCACACACGGGCCACACUCUACGUCUCUCCACAACCUGGAGAAUUCAGUGGGACGUCCAAGCGUCAUAGAGACCUCCCAGCCUCACAUAAUCGAGUGCACCUAA